Messenger RNA from Ylistrum balloti, 1110 nucleotides. RefSeq names its product G-protein coupled receptor dmsr-1-like. Gene Ontology annotation, cellular component: membrane. The record is from RefSeq and is a predicted model, not a curated record. The transcript has a single exon. Gene Ontology annotation, molecular function: G protein-coupled peptide receptor activity. Lineage: Eukaryota; Metazoa; Mollusca; Bivalvia; Pectinida; Pectinidae. Gene Ontology annotation, biological process: G protein-coupled receptor signaling pathway. Bases 1 to 1110 code for a protein of 369 amino acids.
AUGGAGACACCAAAUGUAACCAGUGAAGCCCCAGGGCCAAGCAUGGAUAACCCUGAGGCUACCUCCUUCUUGCUCGCCUUUCAGCAGUGGUUUUCCGGUGUACACGGAUAUGCCUCAAUCAUAGUGUGUGCCUUUGGUAUUUGUACAAAUGUUUUCAAUAUCACGAUCCUAACACGACGAGACAUGCGAACUGCUACAAACCUGUUCCUUUGCGGAUUGGCGUUCUCCGACAUCCUUACAAUGAUGCCCUAUAUGCCUUUUGCUAUCCACUUUUACUGUAUCCACGAUCCAGCUGAGGUGUCACCCGAGAAAUACACUGAAGGUUGGGCCACCUUUAUGUUGAUAUCUGUUAACCUAGCUGCCACUACACAUACAAUCUCAAUCUGGCUUGGAGUGUCGCUUUCUGUCUUCCGGUUUAUGCAGAUGCGGUCACCCUUGCGGGGACCCCAAGCCAAACAACGUAGUAUACAGCAAGUGAAGGCUGUAACGAUAUUGGUUUACAUUGCGUCAACUUUAGCAAUGGUACCUAACUACCUCACAAACAAGAUUGAACGUGUGGACUACGGCAAUACGAGUUUGUACGGCCUCCGAGACCUAAAACUCGCCACCAACGAAACAGAGCCUAUUGUGUUCGCCAAUGUUAUUUCUUACGCCAUUCUGGCCAAACUUGUGCCAUGCGCACUUAUGGUAAUAUUCGGUGGUUCGUUGCUUUACAGUGUUGGAAUUAAAGGCAAGAAGCGAAGGCGAAGACUUUCCUCAACAAACUCCAACUGUAAACGGGAAGUACGUCAGAGUAAAACUACCCGUAUGUUACUUGUUGUGAUGAUUCUAUUUUUGGUGACGGAAUUCCCACAAGGAAUUCUGAUUCUUGCAAGUGCUUUAGUAUCCGGCUUCUACCACAACGUAUAUAUGCCUCUUGGUGAUUUGAUGGAUUUCAUUGCACUUGUAAAUAACGCAAUCAAUUUUGUUUUGUACUGUAUCAUGAGUCAGCAGUUCCGUCAAAGAUUUAUUGAUAUGUAUCUGAAGAGGACGUCACGGAUGAAAUAUUUUGAAAAGAUAAGUUUAAACAAUCAAUCUUUCACGCGGACAAUAGUGACAGAGGCCACGUGA